ACGACGGGGAGGUGAGAGAGUCGAUUGAGGGAGAUUUUGGGGGAAUUUGUAAAACCCUAAAACCUCUCCGUGGUGCGAUGCUUUAGUCUUUUGAGUGCCGUCCUUGGAGUUGCUUGAUCUUCCUUCGUUUCGAUCUCGAUUCUUUGGUGGUUAGUCCGAUGAAGGGUUCUAGUGUUUCUGCUCUCGCGAUUCCGGUUGCAGUAAUUUUUUCCUAGGUUCUCUCUGAGCUCCCACAGUUAUGGUACCUGAAAACCAAGCCAAUAUUCUGAGUUGCUGUCCUUUACAGUUUCCCACCAUGUCGACUGAAGAAAAUACUUUGCCAAGAAAGUUGAAGUUCAAAAUAACUACCAAAGGUAUCCGUAAUGCUUCAGAAGAUAAGUCAUCUCAGGAGACCAUGAAGGUUGUUCAAGAGAAAGGAGACAGGUCUGCUGCAGGUGGAAAGAAUUGUCCUGACAUAAUUCCUCCUGGAAAGCCAAACUUGCCUGCAAAGUCUUGCAAGAGGAAGCUGGAGACAUCUCUUGAUGCUCAGCAGGGGAAAAGGCAGAAGAUGGACCGAGGUUUGAAACAAACGUGCAGCAGCAUUUUGAAAGAAUUAAUGAAUCACUCUGGAGGAUGGAUUUUCAGUGAACCUGUUGAUCCAGUGAAGCUGCAAAUUCCUGACUAUUUUACAGUAAUCACACACCCAAUGGAUUUGGGAACCAUUAGAUGUAAAUUGGAGGGCAAUAAAUACUAUGGUGCUGAAGAGUUUGUUUCUGAUGUGAGGCUGACAUUUUCCAAUGCAGUCUUGUAUAAUCCUCCAGGGAACCAAGUUCAUCGUUUGGCCAAGUUAUUGGAUGGUAUUUUCGGUAGGAGAUGGAAGUCUGUGGAGGGAAAACUGAGAAACAUGGACAAGAAAGUUGAACAGCCCAGUUUGGUUGAUGAUGUCAAUAAAAAUGUCCAAACUGCCAGGAAGACCAACGAAAAGAAUUGCCAAAGCACCAAACCUACUAACCUUGAGAAAGCUCCUCUGCGCAUCAAACUUGGUGCCUCCAGGCCUAUCAUGGUAGACAAGAAACAAAAAUUCAGGACAGAGUUUUUGGAAUUAUUAAACAGAAAGCUCACUGGAAGUAUGAAGAAUUUGCUUCAGAAGUAUGAUCUGGCCAAUCUUAAUGAAGAAAGGCUCAACUCCUUUAUUAAUUCAACUAGUGAAGAAACUUUAUUGAAGUUAAGAAGAGAUAUUCAACCUCUUUUGGAUACCAAAGCUGAAAAGGCCAGACCUGCGACUCUAGUGCAUGGUGGACCUUCCUCAUUGAAGAGACCUGUUCAGAAAGAACGUCGUAAUAAGGAUGCUUGUGAUUCCACUGGAAAUAAAGUUGUUUCUGCUGAAGCUAAAUGUUCUUCAUGUUUUAACUUUACAUGCCACUGCCAAAGAAAAAAUGGUUCUCAAGCAUCCACUAGUGGAAUAUCUUCAGAAAGAUCAUCAGAGCAUGACCACUGUGGUGAUUCCAAACUUGAUUCUGAGGUAAAGCAUCGUGUGCUAUGCCAUUCAAGCAGCUUUGGUGUAGAUUCAGAUGGACCUGGAGUUGUUCUUAAUGAAGAAACUAGCCCUCGACAUUCAACACCAGUUGCAGCUUCUACUUCUCUUGAAGGUUGGAAUUCCUUCAAUCCUCAGAUGUCACCCAACAAGGCUUUGAGGGCUGCAAUGCUGAAAAGCCGCUUUGCAGACACUAUCUUUAAAGCGACACAUCAGAAAACCCUGGACAAUAAGUCUGAUCCUCUACGGAGGCAGCAAGAAAAGGCAAGACUGGAAAGAGAACAGUUGGAAGAAAAGGCCCGGAUACAAGCUGAAAUCCAAGCUGCUAAAGCAGCCUCGCAGAGGAUGCAAAUGCAACGAGAGGCAGAAAGAGCUGCUGCUAGGAGAGCAGUGGAGAUGAUGAGUAAAAGUGUUGAGAAUUACGAAAAUGCGGAACUCUCCAAGGAGCUGGACAAGCUUUGCUUUGGCUAUCCAUGUUACUCGCGGGGUUGCGGAAGUAGAGGGGACAACCCUUCGAGCCCACUGGAGCGCCUUGGCCUCUAUAUGAAAGUCGAGUACUGCGAGGAAUACGACGACGAAGAUGCAGCCUUGAAUGGAGAAGAGGGAGAAAUUCUUUGAUGAGCUAUGAGCAACACAAUCUCCCCUCCACCUACCGACCUUCUCUUCAACUGAGAAUGUUAUUAAAUAGUGUAUCCAGUUUUGUUUCUUCAAUUGGGAUUGGGAUUGGGAUUGGGAUUUGAGAGCAACUUUUUGUGUAGGUAAACAAACCCCUUGUAUUCUUUUAUUACUAAUCCAAGUAGAAAUAUGUUUGGUGCAA
Messenger RNA from Andrographis paniculata, 2330 nucleotides. RefSeq names its product transcription factor GTE12-like. Lineage: Eukaryota; Viridiplantae; Streptophyta; Magnoliopsida; Lamiales; Acanthaceae. The record is from RefSeq and is a predicted model, not a curated record. Bases 239 to 2131 code for a protein of 630 amino acids. The transcript has 11 exons. Gene Ontology annotation, molecular function: protein binding.